Habropoda laboriosa is the source of this 570-nucleotide messenger RNA. It is a transcript of the gene Fdx2, whose product is annotated as adrenodoxin. Gene Ontology annotation, biological process: P450-containing electron transport chain; positive regulation of oxidoreductase activity. The transcript has 3 exons. Gene Ontology annotation, molecular function: 2 iron, 2 sulfur cluster binding. Bases 172 to 570 code for a protein of 132 amino acids. Gene Ontology annotation, cellular component: mitochondrion. NCBI's taxonomy places the organism in Eukaryota, Metazoa, Arthropoda, Insecta, Hymenoptera, Apidae. The record is from RefSeq and is a predicted model, not a curated record.
UUAGGGACUAUUUCAUAACCUUCUCGUUGAAAGGUGCGUAACACAGUAUCGUAUCGAAAGAAUGUCGUGAAAGUUCCUGUACGAAAUACAAUUCGGCUGACUGAUAUUUUCCGUAAUAUCUUCGUGGUGUUUGCUGAGGGUGUCUCGUCUUUAUGAUAUUCCGACAGUGGAAUGGCGUUAGUAAAACAAUUUCAAAGGUUCUCGCGAUCAAUUCUCGGCAUCGCUUCGAAUUAUACAAAAUACACAAGCAACACAACAUUGCCUUUUUUGCAGGCGACAAGAGGAACCUCAACAACACAACCACUUUCGAAAAAACAAGAAGUAAAUAUAACAUUUGUUAAGGCAAGUGGAGAGAAAAUCAAAGCAAAAGGAAAAGUUGGAGAUACUAUUUUGGACAUUGUUGUGAACAAUGAAAUUGAUCUAGAUGGAUAUGGUGCUUGUGAAGGAACAUUAACAUGUAGCACAUGCCAUUUAAUAUUUCCAAAAGAUAUUUAUGAUGCACUUCCUGACAAACCAACAGAUGAAGAAUUAGAUAUGUUGGAUCUAGCAUAUGAAUUAACAGACACGUAA